UCCUCUGCUACGCCUAACAGUUCCCUUUUUUUUGUUCAUUUCAUACUUUAACAAAUUGAGUACAUUUUGUACACAUUUAUUUAGUGUUUUAAAUAUUUUACACAUUGGUGGGAGAUCACUUGGGAGGACGACCAAGCCCGUGAAUCCGCCGACAGACAACUCCUAUGUAUGUGCUGGGAGUGGGAUGUGCGCAAAUCAUUUAAGUUGUGGGCACGGAAAAGUGAUUCCUCGGAUGUCCAGUUGCUUCCUCUGCAACCUCAUCUAGGAGUAAACUAGCCAGCAGCCGUACCCGGAAGUCCAGCGGAAUUGUAUUCCGGAGGCGAUGUUCGCCUACACCCACCAAAGUCGAACGCGCAUGCAGUUCAGUGGCUCGUGGCUGCUUAUACUGCUUCUUUUAGCAGGCGCAUGCGCGCGGCCAGAAACAUCACAGGACCCUCCACUCAGCGAGCAAUCCUCCUCAUUGACGCAUACCAUGGAGGAAGGCGAGCUGGAGGAAGGUGAGCAAUGGACAUCCAAACCGGCUCGUACCUUGACACCCGAUAAUGUGACCUUAGCUGAAAUAGCCAUGGCGGUUACAUCCAAUUCAGGAGCUGUGACAGAAACCACUCAGGCGCCAGCCGUCGUAACAACAGUUGAGUCCACGUCCUCCUCCACCUCGACCACUUCGGCCGCCACUCUUCCGCCGGCUGCACCUGAACAGCCGAAGUAUCUGAAGCACUGCUUCCAUGCCGAAGAGCAGCUGUGUGGCAACUCCUUCGACGGACGAGCCGAAUCGCCCGAUGGCCAGACCGCUUCAAUGCCGCAGUCGGAUUCCCAAUCCCAAAACGCAGGGGCGCAGGGCAAUAAUUGUCAGUGCAGGGAGCACCCGGUUAGGACCAACUCGUGGUACUGCUGCAACAUAUCGCAGGUAACGAUGAUCUCGAGCUGCAGCAACAUAUCGAAGUGGACCAACCUGCACGUGCGCAACAUGACUGUGAAGGACGUGGACCUGUCCAACCCCAUUUUCCGAUCACUGCAGUCGCUCGCCGUCACAGACGGAAAUAUUACGCGCCUGGUAAACGCCUUUCCGCGACACUCGGCCCUCAAGUGCCUAAACAUAUCGAACAACAACAUUUCGGAGAUCCAUUCGCGGGCGGUCAAGGACGUCCCGCAUCUGGAGUUCUUCGGCAUGUCGCACAAUAAUCUUUCACUGGUGCCCCACCGGAACCAGAACAAAAACAUUACGCUGGACAUCAGUGGCAACAUGCGUAUGUUGUGUACCCCACUCAACGAAAUCAUAUACAACGAAUCUAUCAACUUUCUGAACCCCGAGCACUCCUACUGCCAGUACAACGCCACCCGCACCUGGUUCCAGUCCACAGACAAAGUGUCCGUGGAGCAGCUGGAGAACAGAAAGCGGUGUCUGACAAAUUGCCCGGUAAUUCCGAACUACGGUAACUGCAAGUGCACCCUGGAGAACAUAAUGAUCAUACAGGAUAACCAGUCAAAGCCCCAGUGCCAUGUCGACUGCUCCAACCUUGGCCUGGUGGAACUACCGCAAAGGCUGCCAGACAACACAUUUAUGCUUAAUAUCACGAACAAUAAGAUAACCAGACUGGGCGAUUACUUCCAAACAAAUCCUACCUACCACAACAUCAACCGAUUCGUGGCCGACAACAACCAGAUAUCCUCCAUCCUUGAGUUCGAGGGCACCAAGUUCAUCGAAACCUUCCAACGCAUCUACAUGCGGAACAAUUCGCUAAGCAAGAUUCCCGAGUAUUUCCUUAACAAUGCCCUGAUGGAUUCGGGUCUGGGUCGUCGUAUCUACCUGGCGGGCAACAAGCUCCAGUGCGACUGCAAUUCGGCCAAGACGCUGCAAAACUGGCUGAAAGAGCGCAGCUCGGAUAUACCCGACUAUAUGGACAUACGGUGUCGCAACAUUCCCCUGAGUGUCAUUGAACUGCAGGAGACCAAGCUGUGUCAAUCACCUCCCGACUGGACCGACUACAUCUAUUAUUUAAUUGCCGCCGAGGUCAUCCUGCUGCUGGCUCUAAUUGCGAAGGUGUCCUACGACUAUUGGGUUUUUAAGACAGCUGGCUAUUUGCCAUGGCCAGCUAGCAAAAUGCCCAAAUUGCCUUGUGACUGGCUAUGCGAAUCGUAGAGUACAAACUUGUCGAGGCGGGGAUAUAUUCAGAUAAAAAGGAAGUUGAGUUGGCAAACAGACAAAAAGAGUCUAAGUUUUAAUUCGGCAACUUAAAUAACUUUGACUGUGACUCAUCACAUGACAGGACGUAUUUUGAUACGUGAUUUAUAUAUCCGUCUGCAAAAUUUGUGCCUUUUACAUAUAAAUGCGAAAGAUUUUGUUGUUUACAGUCUACUAGCAUUAAGAACUGUAUGCAUGUACUUGUACUUGCUGAAAUGAAGUGGCAGCAUCUGGAAAUAUAAACAGAGUAACGUUGAUCAGAA
Messenger RNA from Drosophila rhopaloa, 2445 nucleotides. RefSeq names its product protein halfway (gene hfw). The transcript is spliced from 4 exons. Lineage: Eukaryota; Metazoa; Arthropoda; Insecta; Diptera; Drosophilidae. Bases 323 to 2140 code for a protein of 605 amino acids. Gene Ontology annotation, molecular function: protein binding. The record is from RefSeq and is a predicted model, not a curated record.